GUAAACAGAGAGAUAAACACAUGUGUUUCUAACUUUCUAUAGUUCAAAACUUUUCUCACCAUCGAAGAGAGGAAUUUGACAAUCCGCCAAUCACCAUGGGACGAACACCUUUAUGGUGUCUCUUCUCUCCUCUUCUUCCUUAUUACUUCCAAUGCCACAUUGCCCACUUCUUCUUCCCCUAAACCGCAGCGCCACCAUUCUCAAUCUUCAGCUUACCCUGAUUCCACCUCCGCUGGACAAAAGUAACUUCAACUCCGUCCUUGUCUCCCUCCCGACUCCCACUACACUGAGCUCGGUGACCUUGUCGAGAAAGCACUCCCCACGCUCUAGAGUAAUCCAUCGGCAACCACACAUAACCACCCCACACAAUGGAGCCCUCGAGCGUCGCCUCGACUCCGAGUUCAAGCGCUUCCUCCUAAAGCCUCGCAACCUCCACUCCCUCUGCAGAACAACCUUCGUUGGCAGUGACGGAAGAUGAUUUCAGCCGCAAAAAAAGUAGUGGGAACCGACGGUUUCUUAUCUCUCCUGUCACGCGAGGAUUUCUAAUUUAAUCCCAUGUAACCACCCUGCCACGUCAGACUCCUAAAAUCACUCUAUGCGCAGGAAAAUUUGAAUAGGGGUUGCAGUUUUACUUUUCAGCUAUAAAUUAUACUGUUGAUU
This is a messenger RNA of Linum trigynum, 660 nucleotides long. The record is from the annotation of a GenBank genome assembly. NCBI's taxonomy places the organism in Eukaryota, Viridiplantae, Streptophyta, Magnoliopsida, Malpighiales, Linaceae.